Molecule: messenger RNA, 852 nt
Organism: Lucilia sericata (common green bottle fly)
Lineage: Eukaryota; Metazoa; Arthropoda; Insecta; Diptera; Calliphoridae
Gene: Psf2
Product: probable DNA replication complex GINS protein PSF2
Exons: 2
Coding region: 93-695 (200 amino acids)
Biological process (GO): DNA replication; double-strand break repair via break-induced replication
Cellular component (GO): nucleus; GINS complex
Source: RefSeq, a predicted model, not a curated record
AAAUUGUUUAUUUACAUUUUUUGGCGGCUUUUCAGCAAAAAGGAAAAAUAAAGUAAUAGAAAAGUUUUUGCUGUCGAUAAUAGAAAUAUAAAAUGGAACCUUGUGUUAUAGAAUUUAUAGGAGAAAAAUCUACAAUUGGUGUCAUACCAAAUUUUUCAUUCGAACCUUUGCAUUUGAUAUCGGGAAGUGUAGGGCCAUUUCGUGCCGGUAUGCCAGUGCAUGUACCACUCUGGCUGGGCAUCCAUUUAAGAAAACAACAAAAAUGUCGUAUUGUGCCACCCGAAUGGAUGGACAUGGAUCUAUUGGAGGAAAUUAAAGAAGAAGAAAAGAGAUCCAAAUUUUUUACAAAAAUGCCCAGUGAACAUUAUAUGAUAGAAGCUCAAUUAAUUAUGAGUACUGCUCCCGAUGAUGUUCCCAGAUGUGAGGAAAUACGUACAGUUAUCAAGGAUAUAUUCGAUAUACGCGAAUCGAAAUUACGCACUUCCAUUGAUGCCUUUAUCAAGGGCGAGGGUACUUAUGCAAAAUUGGAUAAUUUAACUCUGUUGGAAAUGCAUAGUGUUCGUCCGAUUUUGCCUCACUCCCUAGAUCACAUUGCACGCUAUCAACGUACAGCAGUGGCCACACAACGUGACACUUCCUCAUUGUUGGGCAUGAAUUCGAGUUCAAUGAAUUCUAGUUCAUUUUAUACACAGUAAAAAAUUAGUGUUAAUUAGUUCUUAAGAUUUUUAAAUUUAUUUUUAAAAGUUUAUAUACUGAAGUAGAUAUUAAUAAAUUUGAAAUACAUAUAUUUGAAAUAAGAUCCCGAUAUUGGAAUAACAUUUCGGUUAGUAUUUGGGUAAAAUUUGAAUAUGA